UUACUUUGAAGGUGGGCUCCGGAGCUUGCAUGUUCGUGCUGCAGGCUUGAUGCUGAUGGAUCUGUGAUGACAGGAGCUGCUGGGAGCCGAGGAGGCAGCAGGUUCCGCCCUUCACAUUAAAAACAAAAACACCAGCUGGACAAAGAGACGGAACCACGCCGCAGACUGGACUUAGCAGGUCAGUUGUUGUGAGAGAAGGAAUCUCAGCGUUGGAGCCAUGUUGUCGGCGGAGGAGAUUCUGUGCAGCACGCAGCAGGUGAUCGCAGGGCUCGAGGCACUGAGAGGAGAGAACCGCGGUCUGCUGGAGAGCCUUCAGGAGCCGCUGGAGAGUCAGCCGGCGUCGGAGAGCGGCAGCGUGGAGCAGGAGAAGAGCGGCAUCAUCCGCCAAUCACUGGAGAGGAUCGAGCUGGGGCUGAGCGAGGCACAGGUGAUGAUGGCAUUGUCUGCACACCUGGGUUCACUGGAGGCGGAGAAACAGAAGCUGCGUGCUCAGGUACGUCGUCUCUGUCAGGAGAACCAGUGGUUGAGGGACGAGCUGGCUGGUGCUCAGCAGCGGCUGCAGGACAGGGAGCAGGAGUUGGUCACACUGGAGGAGCAGAACAAACACCUGCAGUUCAUGUCCUCCAUACGCAAAUACGACCUGGAGGAGCCGCAGCUGGACGACAAAGACACGUCUUCCACCAAAGAGUCUCUGGAUGACCUCUUUCCUGCUGAAGACGAGGAACAGUCACAGAUGUCCCAGCCUCAUCACAGUAGUGCAGCGGCCGCAGCCCAGCAGGGCGGCUACGAGAUUCCUGCCCGCCUUCGAACGCUUCACAACCUGGUAAUCCAGUACGCGUCGCAGGGACGAUACGAGGUCGCUGUACCACUUUGCAAGCAGGCUUUGGAAGACCUGGAGAAGUCCUCUGGCCACACCCACCCAGAUGUAGCCACCAUGCUGAACAUCCUAGCGCUGGUGUACAGAGACCAGAACAAAUACAAAGAAGCAGCCAACCUGCUGAACGAUGCUCUGGCAAUCCGGGAGAAAACUCUUGGAAUUGACCAUCCGGCUGUGGCAGCAACACUCAACAACCUGGCAGUGCUUUAUGGGAAAAGAGGAAAAUACAAGGAAGCAGAGCCGCUGUGUAAAAGAGCUCUGGAAAUCAGAGAGAAAGUUCUCGGUACAGACCAUCCUGAUGUGGCCAAGCAGCUGAACAACCUGGCACUGCUGUGUCAGAACCAGGGGAAGUAUCAGGAGGUGGAGCAGUACUAUGAACGUGCUCUGCACAUCUACCAGAGCAAACUGGGACCAGAUGAUGCCAACGUGGCCAAGACCAAAAACAACCUGGCGUCAUGCUAUCUUAAACAGGGGAAAUACAGGCAAGCUGAAGCUCUUUACAAAGAGAUCCUGACCAGAGCACAUGAAAAAGAGUUUGGAUCUGUAGAAGGCGAUGGUCGUCCCAGUUGGUCUGGUGCUGAGGACAGCGGCUCCGGCCAGGAUGGACUCAGUAACCUGAAGCGCAGCGGCUCCUUCACCAAACUCAGAGAGUCGAUACGCCGAAGCAGUGAGAAACUGGUCCGCAAGCUGAAAGGAGUUGGAAUGGAGGAAACAACCCCGAGGAAUGCUGGAAUGAAGAGGGCAAACUCUUUAAAUAUGUUGAAUGUUGGAGCCAGAGAGAGUCAGGACAGCACCCAGUCAAGCCGUCUGACAGAUAUUCGAGGUCUAAGCGCCAGCACACAGAACCUGACAAGACGAAGUUCACUUGGUGGGACCAGCUAACACACACACACCUUCUACAUACAACACCUGAACAUAACUGGAAGGAUGUUCACACGCUGACCAUUGUGAGUAAUAAUCACUCUGUUCGGCCAUAUCGGAUGUCCUACUG
Larimichthys crocea (large yellow croaker) is the source of this 1868-nucleotide messenger RNA. RefSeq names its product kinesin light chain 3 (gene klc3). Gene Ontology annotation, molecular function: kinesin binding. Gene Ontology annotation, cellular component: kinesin complex; cytoplasm. Gene Ontology annotation, biological process: microtubule-based movement. The transcript is spliced from 15 exons. The coding region runs from base 218 to 1759 and encodes 513 amino acids. Lineage: Eukaryota; Metazoa; Chordata; Actinopteri; Sciaenidae. The record is from RefSeq and is a predicted model, not a curated record.